This is a messenger RNA of Yarrowia lipolytica CLIB122, 2724 nucleotides long. RefSeq lists its product as uncharacterized. Gene Ontology annotation, biological process: DNA replication, removal of RNA primer. NCBI's taxonomy places the organism in Eukaryota, Fungi, Ascomycota, Dipodascomycetes, Dipodascales. The record is from RefSeq and is a predicted model, not a curated record. Gene Ontology annotation, molecular function: RNA-DNA hybrid ribonuclease activity; nucleic acid binding.
AUGAGUGGUUUUACAACUUUUCACGCCAUGAUCAGGUUGCGACCGCUGACGAUCCCAAUACGCAUAUUUAUUCGCAAUGUGUCACUCUCGUCCGGCUUUCGCCAUCAGAAGUACAAACGUCUAGAUUACCCGAAAGCUCCAACUCUUUUGAGAGACCCGCCUCCCGAGGUGCGGGCAGUGCCACAGACUCCCCCAGAGACGUUUUCAGUGAAGCGGCAGGGACGCAACAAGGCUGGACGCAAGCAGACAACCGAAAUGUACACGUUUGUGUCGCAGAAGGAUGCCUUGGAGUUUGAGCUGGCUCCCUCGGCAGUGUUGAGACAGACUAUCGAGAAGCGGCUUGCCAGUUUGAGUCAGGAACAGAGAGAACUCAAGGCUGAGAUGGAGACCCAGAUUGCGCGCGCCGGCGGCGUUUUUGCUGUGCGAAAGGGGCUGGUUCCUGGAAUUUAUUUGCAUUGGGAUAAGGUGGUCAGAGAGACUGGCAAGAUGAGCCAAAGUGAAUGGAAGAAGCUGGAGACGGUGCAAGAGGCCCAGGAGUGGAUGGGCAUGUACCACGUGUCUCCCGAGGAUGUGUGCUACGAUCCGUUUGCAUCUCGGAUCUCAUUCCUUGAGCACUUGCUAUCUGAUGAGGCGAAACUGGAGCCUGAAAAGAAGCGUUGGUUUGCUGUGAAGAAGGGCAGGCAACCAGGUGUGUACAGCAACUGGGAGGAGGCUGCUGACCAGGUUAUCGGAUACUCUGGAGCUGUGUACGCUUCUUUUUCUACCGACAAGCAGGCUUGCAAGUUUCUGGGAAUGUCCAAGAAGGAAUACUUUGAACAACUAAAGCAGGAUCCUACAGAGACUGACAAAGAAAUGAUACGACAGAAACGGCUAGCCGACGAGCAGCUUCAGGCCUAUAAGCGAGAGCGUGACCGCAUCAAGUUUAGCCAGUAUGCCGAGGCCAAGAUGUACAUUGCUCCGCCUGAUGGAGGCAGCCCCAAUCGCGUCAAGCAGCUGUUGACCAAGUGUCUGCAGAUACAGGCUGAGAUCAACAAAAUGGUGUCCCUGGACAAGAUGCGAAAGUUCCACAUGCAGGAUAUUUUUGACGAAUUGGAUCAGAUGACGGAGGAGGAGAAGCAGGAAUGUCUCGAAAGUCUUGAUAACUCGCAUCUGGUGGACGCCUACAACGUGUUUAAUAAUCCGGAGUAUUGGGACUUUUACCGCGAGUAUCUGUUGACCAAAGAGAACUAUUUGGGAUAUGAAUCUACUACUUGUAGUAAGGGCAGAGGCGACACAUUGUUCAAGAGUGAAUUCAGGGAAUGUGGAACGACAAAAUCGACGACGGAGGAAUUGGCGGCCACGGAGGUUUCCCAGUGGCGCCAGAAGAAUGAAACGUCGGUAGAGAACGAUACUGUUAAACUUGAUACUUCAUCCGAGGGCUUCUUUUCGUCCACGCAAGAGCUGUCCGAACGGACUGAAGAUACAGUUGACAAGAAGCUCACUCAGCGACAGAAACGGGAUUCAAAGAGAGCGACUUUGAAGGCUCUGGACAAGUCGAUUUCUGAGAAUAUCGCUGCUCCUGACGACGUCGCCAUUGGGAUUAAGGAGAAUGGAACUGUUAGAAACCAAGCCAAAAAGACGACCUUUGAAAACUGGCUUGACGGGUUCUCUGAAGCAGAGAAACAUAAACCAGCAUCUAAGAUUACGCUCACUGGCCAUUUCAAAAACGCGACUCCACAGAUGCGAAGGGAGAUGCUAAAGGCUCGACACGAGACAAAGAUGGAGCUCGUUGCUCGAACAGCAGAUCCCUCAACUACUGUGACUCUGGACAUGCUAGCAGGGCUCACAUGCAACUGUGGAGAGCCAGUCUUUGUGCGUAACCGAGACUCUAGCGCGGCAGCUCCUCUGAUACCUCGUCGACAGCUUUAUCUGUCUACUAACAGAUACAAGAAUCUUCAUGGAGAUUCAGGAUGGACCAACCACACCUUCAAGCACAAGCAGGCCGAUUUCGAUAUCAACACAACGUCCUUCAGAGACCAUCAUGACCACAAACUGCUGAGAGCGUUUGAAACGAACUGGAGAAUUAUGUUCAACUCCCUCUCCAAACAAUUGGGUCCUAUUGCAGCCAACCAUGCCGGAAGAUACGAUGAUGUGGAAGCAAAUGUGGUGUACACUGACGGAUCGCAUAAUGCCCUCCCUUCACCUCUUCUAUACAAUGCAGGAGCCGCAGGCUGGGGUGUCCACUUCGAAAAGGGGCUUAUGCCUGAUGCAUGUGGACGUGUUCCUGGCGAACAGACUCCUGGGCGAGCUGAAAUCCUGGCUAUGGUGAUGGCUAUCCGAAUCAUUUCCAGACACAUGACUUACCGGUCACAAAAAUGGGAGAUUCGUACAGACAGUCUGUGGACAUUGAGGCUUUUGGAGCAUGGCUGGGAGGGCCUGGAACCGACCGAGAGAAUGCGCUCGCAUCCAAACUACUACCUGAUUAAGCGUCUACGAGCGUUGCUGUACGAGAACCAAAACAUCUCACUCCGGUUCAUCAGGAGCCAACAUAUGCAUUCUGGAGCUCGCAUUGCAGACAAGCUGGCUAAGAAGGGAGCCCGGAAGAAGUAUUCAGAGACUGCAGAGCAGUACGGAACCGACGAUGAGGACAUUUUCAUUCAUGAUCCUGCGUUGUCAGCUUUCUUUCCAUCCGCAACGGUACCGUCUAACCUUAGAUCGAGUAUGUGGACGGAUAACAAGGAGUGA